Molecule: messenger RNA, 297 nt
Organism: Strongylus vulgaris
Lineage: Eukaryota; Metazoa; Nematoda; Chromadorea; Rhabditida; Strongylidae
Source: the annotation of a GenBank genome assembly
AUGCAACGAAAUCAAAACAAACUAGUAUUUCAAGGAGUUCUAGCUUUAUUUGAAGAACAUGACGACCAAACUGCUGCAGUCACCGCCUUUGUCGAACCUUUCGUUAUCCUCCUCAUUCUGAUCGCAAAUGCUACCGUUGGUGUCUGGCAGGAGCGAAAUGCAGAGUCGGCUAUUGAAGCUUUAAAAGAGUAUGAACCGGAAAUGGCCAAAGUGGUUCGAGCGGGUACACAUGGUAUCCAAAUGAUUCGAGCUCGAGACCUUGUUCCUGGAGAUAUCUGCGAAGUAUCUGGUCAGUGA